Penicillium canariense is the source of this 1605-nucleotide messenger RNA. RefSeq lists its product as uncharacterized. The transcript has 2 exons. Bases 1 to 1605 code for a protein of 534 amino acids. NCBI's taxonomy places the organism in Eukaryota, Fungi, Ascomycota, Eurotiomycetes, Eurotiales, Aspergillaceae. The record is from RefSeq and is a predicted model, not a curated record.
AUGGGGACUUCACCACCGGCCAAAAAUGGCCGUCCCAUCUCAGAUCAACUACUCAACCCUCCCCAGCUUUCUCAACCUCCACCACCAAAUCCGGGCAACAAACAGCAGGCGCGCAAAACGCUCGAUCCGAACAUGUCCAACCCACGCCUUCUUGUCAAUCGCGCCUGUAUCUACGAGCGCCAGCUACCUGGUGAUGCAUAUAUCACCGCACACGUCGCAAGGCUCCAACAUGGCUACUACGCCAGUAAAGCCGUCUCCGAUAAAGAUGCAGAGCAUGUUGAUUUCCUCGCUGUCAGUUUCGUCUUUCACGCUCCGCAUACGCUUGCACACCGCUUCAAGUCGGCCACCAUCAAAGCCGCCAUCCGGGGUAGCCAUGAGAUUCCAACCUCUCCUCAAUGCCCGCACGGCUAUCCUCCCAGCAACCCGCGCUUCCUUAUGCACGCACCGCACCUGAUCUACGGCCAUGUCUCUCCAGAGACCAUGGAGUGGACCUUCAGCCUGGCUGGAUCCCUGGGGAUUUCAGAGACGCCCGUCAGCGCUAGCGUGAUCCCUUCUGGCAGCACCAGCGCGCGAUACCGACGGUACGAGAUGAUGCGCAUCCAAGGCUCAGUCCGCACGCUUAAGAGCGACCGUGGUCAUCAGUACGACGUUGAGGCUGGUGAGAUCGUCUGGUCGCUGGAGGAGAACAAUUUGCAGCGUACCGGCCUGCCGCGCGAGUUCACCUUCGUCAUGCUCAUCCAGAAACCCUCCGCCAAGAGCAAGCUCACGCUGAGCCUCGAAGUCGAGCCUGUCAUCCAGGCUAUGUUGGGCAGCUACCCGGGCUGGAUUCUUGCGCUCAGUCCGUACCAGCCUCUGCCACGUCGCGGCGUCAACUUUGGCACUGAGAUCGGGCAGCGAUUUGAGCCUGCGGACUCGGCGCGUGGGUUCAAUUUUGCUGCGCUGGAGAGUUCAUUUGGUGAUUACAUCGCCAUGCCGGGACGCAAGUAUACUGGCCAGAUCGACUACCCUACCGAGACCCCAGUAGAGCCGGGCGGGAAUUACCAGACCUACCCGCCAUACGGCAACUUGGACGCUUUGCAGCAGAUGCAUUACAACGGCAUGGUUCUCCAAAACAACAUGCUUCAGUCGCAGCUAAACCAGUACCACUAUGCGCAGACUCGGGUCCAGCCCAGGAUGCAAGCGGAUACCCUCAAUGUCCACCACAACCUGGACAACGCUACUAUCUCCCUGCUAGCCGGCUUUCGCUCAUCCCCGGCUCCAGCCAUCAGUCGCGUUUUCACCGAAGCGAGUGAUUCUCAGGCUCGCAUGGCCGGUACGACCACCGCUAGUAGCGGCGGAGGCUCGCGAAUCCAGAGCUACGAGAAUAUUCGCGCCUCCAUGCUGCGCACUGUCCACCCCGAGCUCCACUCGGAUACCAUCCAGUCAUCGUCGACCGUUAGACGGGUGCAAGAGAAAGAGCGGACGGAAAAGAGUGGCUCACGGCAGCAAGUGAUGCGCAUGAAGAACCGCCCACUUUCGCCGGGGUUGAUUGCGCGGUUCGCAGAGCAGGGUCGUCUUGAAGAUGAGAGUGAUGUUUACGAGAAUGCCGAGGAGCAGUUGAGGUGA